Molecule: messenger RNA, 2760 nt
Organism: Oppia nitens
Lineage: Eukaryota; Metazoa; Arthropoda; Arachnida; Sarcoptiformes; Oppiidae
Gene: Gcn5
Product: histone acetyltransferase KAT2A-like
Exons: 5
Coding region: 165-2639 (824 amino acids)
Biological process (GO): chromatin remodeling; positive regulation of transcription by RNA polymerase II
Cellular component (GO): histone acetyltransferase complex; nucleus
Molecular function (GO): protein binding; histone H3 acetyltransferase activity
Source: RefSeq, a predicted model, not a curated record
AACAAAUAUUUAAUCAAACAAUUGAUUGAUUUAUUUAUUUGAUAACAAUAUAUAAGACAUCAUAACAUUGGAUGCAAUCAAUCAAUAGAUAAUAUCGUUGGACAUGAAGUUUGGUGACACUUAGGUUGUUGUCUCCGUUCAUAAUAACCGGCGAAGAAAUAUUUAUGGACGCAAUGAGUGCCACCAAUAAUGCUUCGACAUCUUCAUCCACAACAAGUGAGACAUCGGUUCAACUCAAGAAUAACCUGCAAAGGAUUGCACUGAAGAAACAACAGCUUAAGACAUGGACAAGAAGUAAGAAAUUGGAAAAACUAGGGGUAUAUUCCCAGUGCAGGGCUAACGACAACACAUGCAAAUGCAACGGAUGGAAGAAUCCCAACAACAAUACCAUUGCCAACAACGACAAGAACUCCGACCGACACAACAAUGCCGUCUCACAAAUGACUGAUCCCUGUCGUAGUUGUGGACAUCCUCUAAGUGCUCACGUAAACCAUUUAGAAGCUGUCAAAGAGGAGGAAUUGGACAGAUUGUUGGGUAUCGUUGUCGAUGUGGAAAACCUAUUUAUGUGUGUCCAUAUUGAAGAAGAUACCGAUACAAAACAAGUUUAUUUUUAUUUGUUUAAAUUAUUGAGGAAAGCCAUUAUGCAAAUGAGUCGACCAUCAGUUGAGGGACCACUUGGAAAUCCCCCCUUCGAGAAGCCAUCAAUUAAAACGGGUGUUAUAAACUUUGUUUGCUAUAAAUUUAGUCACUUGUCUGAGAAAGAGUGGCAAACAAUGUAUGAUUUGGCCAAAAUGUUUCUCCAUUGUCUCAAUCAUUGGAAGUUAGAGACACCUCAGGCUCACAAACAGCACUCACCUAAUGAAGAUGUGUCGGCAUAUAAGAUCAAUUACACGCGUUGGUUGUGUUACUGUCACGUACCAGCUUUUUGUGAUAGUUUGACUCACUUCGAGACUUCAUUAAUAUUUGGACGAACGCUCUUACGAUCUGUAUUUCAAACAAUGAGAAGACAAUUAUUAGACAAAUUUCGAGCAGAAAAGGACAGAAUGCCAGCCGAUAAGCGAACUCUUGUAUUGACUCAUUUUCCUCGUUUUCUUUCAAUGCUUGAAGAAGAAGUCUAUUCAAACAGUUCUCCGAUUUGGGAUCUCGAAUACAAGCAGAAUAUGCCAUCAUUUGCUUCAAACUCAGCGAAAAGUACUUCCAAUUUAAACAACUCUCUGACCUCAAUACCAAUUAGUUUAUCACCAGAUUUACAAUCAAAAUCAUUUCUUAACGUAAGCACCGGUACAAGUGCUUUGUUAUCUUCAACUCCAUCGUCAUCAUCAGGUUUUACUACAUUUAAUUUAAGUCCCGGUUUAAUAACAUCACCGAAAAGCACUCGAAGUGAAAAACGGAUUAGAAGUAAUUCUGAAGUAACUAAUGAAGUCAAAGUCGAACCUCCGACUAAAAAAUCGAAGAUCUCUAUUACGGGUGAUAUCGGCGAUGAUGUUAUCUCUCGUAUUAUUAAAGAAAUGAACAAAUCUAAGACAGUUAUCGAGACUACUGCUGCUCUCUUACCGGAAAUAUCAGCCAGAGAUGAGUCAGCGAGGAGUGAGGAGAAGAAAGGGAUUAUAAGUUUUCAUAUUGUGGCCAAUUCUUUGACAAAACCGGUGGAUAAACAGGACCUCAUUUGGUUGAUUGGACUGCAAAAUGUGUUUAGCCAUCAAUUGCCACGAAUGCCAAAAGAGUAUAUCACUCGAUUAGUUUUUGAUCCAAAACAUAAAACAUUAGCACUAAUUAAAGACUCAAAUAAAGUAAUCGGAGGAAUAUCUUUCCGAAUGUUCCCAAAUCAAGGUUUUUCAGAAAUAGUGUUUUGUGCGGUCACUUCCAACGAACAGGUCAAAGGUUAUGGCACACAUCUAAUGAAUCAUUUGAAGGACUAUCACGUUAAGCAUAAAAUAUAUCAUUUUCUGACGUAUGCCGACGAGUUUGCAAUCGGUUACUUCAAGAAACAGGGUUUUACUAAAGAUAUAAGACUUGCAAAGUCUGAAUACUUGGGUUAUAUCAAGGAAUACGAAGGCGCGACUCUCAUGGAGUGUCAACUCAACCCAAGCAUCACUUAUAUCAACUUGACUUCAGUUAUCCGAAAACAAAAAGAAAUUAUUAAGAAACUUAUUGAUGAAAAACAAAAGAAAUCACACAAAGUAUAUCCGGGACUGACUUUUUUUAAAGACGGACCCAAAGAGGUGUCCAUUGACUUGAUUCCCGGUAUCAAAGAGUUGUCGGUCGUUAAAGCAGACAAACGAAAAGUAAAGGAAGAGCAGAACAACGACUCUGAGAAUAAUUUGAUGAUUACUUUUAAGACAAUUUUAGGCCAAUUAAAGAAUCACAACAGUUCGUGGCCUUUCCUUAGACCAGUAGAAACAACAGAAGCACCCGAUUAUUAUGAUUACAUUAAGUAUCCCAUGGACUUCAAAACCAUGACUGACCGCUUCAAAAACAAAUAUUAUAUAAAUAAACGUCUCUUUAAUGCCGACAUUAAUCGUAUAUUUCAGAAUUGUCGGGCAUAUAACAGCCCCGACACAGAGUACUACAAAUGUGCUAACACUUUGGAGCGAUUUUUUAUUAAUAAAAUGAAAGAAGCGGGACUUUGGGAUAAAUAGUUGACCACAAUUUACACAAUCAUAUUAAUUAUUAUUAUUGACAUUUACAGUAUUUUAUUUAUGUUAUUUAAUUUGACGAUAACGUAGUUAUUAGUAGUUAUUUAGUGUAUAUAUAUAAUUA